CAAAUUGUACAGGCAUGGAUAAGUAUUAUUUAAAUUACAUAAAUUUGGUUCAUGGUAAAAUUAUAAGGUUGCAGUCAUUGUGUCUAUGGGAACAAUAUGAUAACUAGUCAUUCAAUGGAGCACAUCAAGAAAUAUAGAAAUAUUGUCUUCGCAUUAACAAAAAAACCCAAGUAUGUUUUGGAUGGAUUACAAAUACUUGGGAAAAAAGUAAAGCUUGAAGUAAUUCCUCCAUAUAACUUUGGUGUGUACGGCAUCGAGUCUUAUUCUUGAUUUAUAUCCAAAUUUGAUAAUAAUUUAAAAUAAGCAAUACACUUGUAUACAUUUGUCAACAUUUUCUUCGUAACAUCACAAGUUAAUGGUACUCAAUGUAGACUAAUAAUAAUGACAGCUUAUAUUUUCUUAUAAACGGGUGAUUUUAGGAGAUUCAAGCUAUUUCCGCAGACAAUAUCAGUUAGGUUGUAAGUUACAAUCAUGAAGCGCUUCAAAUACUUUAAAUGCUACUUCAAAUCUCAUCUUUACUUGAUCCUCAUAAAUGCUAGAUCUGUUCUAAAUAAACUACCGAUGCUCAGAACACUCACAGUAAUAUACAAACCCCCUAUAAUUGUCAUCACUGAAUCUUGGUGUAAUUCGAACAUACUGGAUGAUGAGAUAAGCUUGGAUAACUACACACACUUUCGAUGUGACAGGGAAGGUGGUAAUGGAGUGAGUUGUCUCAUGUACUUUCUGAAUACCCUUACUGUAUCACAGCUAGAAAGUGGUACACUUAACAUGCCUGAUGCUUUAUGGGUUAGCUUUCACUUAAAUAACGCAAUAGUAUUGAUUGGAUGCACCUGCAGAGCACGCGGCACGUUUAGUAAUUACGAGACCCAACUCAUUACUACUCUGGAACAAUUAUCCCCUCUACAAUACGAUUAUAAGAUCCUAUGUGGAGACUUCAACUUACCAGAAAUCAACUGGGAAAUACCCACAGGCCCAACUAAAUUUGAUAGGUUCUUAGGCACACUGGAUAUACUUGGCUGGAAACAGACUGUCACAACCCCUACAAGAGGUAAUAACGUACUAGACUUAAUCUUCUGCUACAAUAUACGUUCCCUUUCUGCCCUAGUAGGUUCUCAGUUUUCAGGGAGUGACCACAAAACAGUGCUGUGUGCACUGCCACUUCCGUCUAGUAGCAAUGCAGCCCAUACCCCUACUUCACAACAAAUAACAUACAGGAACUACAGUAAGGGAGACUGGACUCUAGUGAAAUCAAUGCUAAGAUCCUCAGAAUGGAGAGAGUAUUUCUAUGCUGAUAGCCUCUCGAAAGCUCUAGACAUUUUUUACUAUAACUCCAACACAUGCUUAGAUGCUGUCAUCCCACUUCAAACAUUAAAGUUUUCCCCACAUAGAAAGUCAUUCAUAAAGCCAAAGGAUCGUAGGAACCUGAAAAUACAUUCAACAAGCUACUUCAGACGACACUACUUAAGAACACUAGGGUCAAUACUUAGUACUCUUAGCUCCAUCUCGCAAGCUCAUAACAUGCGUAUGAGAAAUGAAGAAUGCACCGCACUAACCGGCACCACCAGAGUAGGUGCUCUCACAGAAAUUCUAAACAAACGAAUGAAUCGCCAAAGCCAUAAAAUUUCUCUCCUUAUACACAAGGGCAAACUAUACAGCAACCAUUCAGACAUGUGUGAACUGUUUAACGAGACGUUUGCAGCCAACUACCUUAAGCCCACAAGUCCACUUCUCGGUUUACAAUCUACAAUAGAACUCCCUUCUUCUUCAGUGCUGAAACAAAUCACUACAGUUCAUUUCACUUAUUCUAAUAGUAACCAAGCCAUUAAUACUCUUAAAAGCUCUAGUAGCGCUGGUUUUGGCGGUAUACCAUCGUAUCUUCAUAAACACUGUGGUUCUGACAUUUCCGUUUUAUUACUUAAGACCUGUACAAUGUCCCUAGAAAGCCAAACCUAUCCAGAUAAAUGGAAAGCAACAUUUGUAGUACCCAAACACAAAUCCGGAUCAAAACCUGAAGUCAACAACUAUAGGCCAAUCAAUAUUACACCCAUAGUAUCUAGAAUUAUUGAAAGAAUAGUUAAAGAUGAUAUUCUCAAACAUAUGCUCAGCUGCAAUAUUCUAAGUCCAAACCAACAUGGAUUCCUAAAAUUCAGAUCAUGCAUGACAUGUCACCUUGACUUCUUUAACUAUAUAACUAGUAGCCAAGACAAACAACAACUAGUACUAGUCAUCUACUUUGACAUCUCCAAAGCCUUUGACCGCGUUGACAAUUUACUUCUUACAAAUAAGCUGAACUCCUUAGGAAUACGUAACCCAUCAUUAGGAUGGAUUGAAUCAUUCCUUAACAAUAGGUCCCAAGUAGUUAGACUGGGUUCUGUAAAUUCUAAGCCUAGUCCAGUCACUUCUGGAGUAGUUCAGUGUAGCGUCUUAGGCCCCCUCCUAUUCACUCUGUAUGUCAACGACAUAUGCAGCUGUUUCUCACUUGGCAAACCAUUCAUCUUUGCAGAUGAUCUUAAAGUAGCUUACAAAUUCCCCUGUGAUGACUUAGGAUACUUUCAGAAAGCCGUUCAGGAAGAACUAGAUAGAGUAACUGCAUGGUCCUCCACAUGGAACCUAAAAUUCAACCUUAAAAUAUGUGGUUGGAUCUGUCUCGAUGCACCCUCAAUAAGUAUCAAAGUGGUACUUGAAUCUAUUGACUUGCCUUAACUCCAAAGUGUUGUUGACCUAGGACUCAGGUACUCUAGUGACCUGACAUUUUCUGAGCAAGUGGCAACACAGACGCGUAAAUCGAGGAUGCAUACUCAGGAAUUUCCACAACUACGAAGCGAAACUAUUAUUAUAUAAAUCUUGUGUCAGGCCACUACUUGAAUAUUGUCC
Trichobilharzia szidati is the source of this 2874-nucleotide messenger RNA. Lineage: Eukaryota; Metazoa; Platyhelminthes; Trematoda; Strigeidida; Schistosomatidae. The record is from the annotation of a GenBank genome assembly.